This is a messenger RNA of Sitodiplosis mosellana (orange wheat blossom midge), 4180 nucleotides long. It is a transcript of the gene Cad96Cb, whose product is annotated as protocadherin alpha-C2. The transcript has 9 exons. Gene Ontology annotation, biological process: homophilic cell-cell adhesion. Gene Ontology annotation, molecular function: calcium ion binding. The record is from RefSeq and is a predicted model, not a curated record. Gene Ontology annotation, cellular component: plasma membrane. Lineage: Eukaryota; Metazoa; Arthropoda; Insecta; Diptera; Cecidomyiidae. The coding region runs from base 1434 to 3776 and encodes 780 amino acids.
CAAGUCUUUUUCGCUUCGUUGGUUCCGGCAUGUGUAGAAAAAGAAACGAAACGAACGAAAAAAAAAAUAAACAAACGCACAGAGCCCUCAUCCAUGUAUACAUACUCUUCCAUUGAUUUAGCCCGUAAAACAGCACUAGCAACACACAGUCACACACAAGUGGAAGCACAACAACAAUUUGGCUUAGUUUCGGUACUGCCACGCUGUGAAAUGGUUUCAUACUUAUACUUCAGCCAGGCGUUUAUUUUUCAUGCACCGAAGAAAACCACCAAUUUGACGUUGGUUCGUUCAACCAUAAGCACACCAUACAUUGUGCACCGUGCUCGAGACAUCGAGCAGUCAUUCUGAAACAUUGGCAUCGACUAGACGCGUCUACCGAUUCCACCGCCAUUUCCCCAUACAUUCGGAGCGAAAGCAUUACACACUUGUUCCUGUUCGCGUAUUACAGUUGAAAUCGUGUGGAAUUCGAAUCCGUUUUUUUCGUUUCGACUUAAUGGGUCACCCAAGUUUAGAAGUAGCAAAGUGCUUAAUUAUAAUAUAUUGCGAGUGAGAGUCCUUUAACAGGAUGCAAAAAUGCAAAUGCAACCAGAACAUUCAACGAUUUUUGAAGUAGAAACAAAUCUUUCGAAAUCAAUCUGAGUUAUGGAGUCAGCGGCACGGAAAUUAUUGUGAACAAGAUAAAACAACAAGAAAAAGAAAAAGAAAAGGAACGAAAAAAGAAACCGAGUGAAAAACUUGAUCGUUAAAUUGAUCAGACAGUUUUAAAGUGAAUAUGUGUAUAUGUAUGCGAGUGUGUGACAACGAUUUAUUGCUGCUAAAUUGAAUGCUGCACCCAUUGAGAAUAUUCUCGAAGCCCAAGAAUAGAAAAGAAAAAUCACUUAAUUACUAUUCUUAAACGGCAAAUCGAAACAGUUUAAAUUGAUUUCUGACAAAAACCGAAUUUGAGUGAUCGAUAUAUUUUUUUUGUGUUUGAAUUUCCAUCGGGAAUUGGUUUCGAAGUUAAACACGUUGACAUCAAACCAUUUUUUUUAUUCUACAUAGCGGAACUAUAAGACAGUGCUAUCUUGCGACAAAAGAAGAAGCAAAAAAAAACCUAUUAACAAAGCGCCAUAUCAAAAGAGAAACCGAAAGAAAAGACGGUAGAAGAAAAGAAAAAACAAAACGGCCAAAAUCACUGUGAAAUCGAUACGAAGCACUUUUUCUUAAGUUGGUUAGUUUGGUGAAUGGGUGCGUGAAUGAGAAUUUGCGAUUGAAAACAGAAGGGAAAAAGAAACAAACCGUUUUUCGCAUCGAGAGUUGAAGAAAAUUUCAGAAGAAACAAGCCGCUGCAGUUUAUUAAAACUCCAAUUAUGACGACGAAGCGGACGAAUAAUUGAAACCAGAGACAAACCGAGACGCCAGCAAGAGAAAAUAGCGUGUGUGACAUAUCGCUAAUGACCAGAACAUGUACGAAAAUGAGCGUGAAUUACUGGCUAAUAAUUGGAUUUAUUUCAAUACAAUGCUGCGUUGGUCAAUCGGUAAUCGAUUCCAGAUGCUAUUUAGAUGGUGGUGGAUCAGCUGAAAGUUUAACGGCAAGCGAAGAUUUAUACGUUGGCUCUGUGAUUGGAGCGUUAACAAUAAAUGGAAAUCCCCGAUUAGAUAAUCUUGGUAAUAUUUCGUUGAGCAUAAGAGAACGCGAUGCGCCGGUAUCUAUAGCACCGGGUACAAAGAAUUUAGUAUUGAAUAUUGCAUUGGAUCGCGAAGGUAAAACGGGGCCCUCAUCUGUUUACGUAAAUGUCAUUUGUGUACGACGACACACAACCGACCCGAGUUUUGUCAUUCCCGUUAAUGUAAAAGUCGUCGAUGUUAACGAUAAUUCACCGCAAUGGAUCGGUGCACCGUACAUACUCUCAAUAUCUGAAGUCACAGUGCCGGGGACAAGAAUUUUGCAAGGUGCUCGUGCAGUUGACGAGGAUGAGAGCGGACCGUAUUCGACGGUUGAAUAUCGUGUGUUAGACGGCCCAUAUUCGGAUUAUGUAACAUUUGUGACGCCGCUUGAAGGCACGUUGGUUUUACGCAAACCACUCGAUUAUGAAACAGUCAGAAAUUUUACGCUAACAUUGCGUGCACAAGAUCAAGGAAACCCACCACGAUACUCUGACACCACGCUCGACGUAAUAAUCAUCGAUGCCGACGAUCAAAAUCCGAAAUUCACUCGCGAUUCAUAUUGGGCCGAUAUGCCAGUUGAUGGACGCGUCGGUGAGAUAAAAGUUCAACCCGAACCAAUAAAGGCCGUCGACCAAGAUGAGGGCAUUUUAGCACCGAUUCGCUAUUCCAUCAUGAAUUCACCGGAAUCGAGAUUCUUUGAGAUUAACGCACGCAGCGGUGCGAUUACGUUGAAAGUUCCACUUGGCCAAAUGGAUCUCGUGCACAGCAUUACACUGGUGAUUCGCGCAACGCAAGUGGAUAACAAUGAUCGUUAUGCGUUGACAACGUUGAUUAUAUCACGCAAAGAUUCGGAGCGAAAUCGGCAGUAUGACGGAUUUGCGUUUGUUCAGUCGAAGUUUUAUGCUCGCGUGAAUGAGGAUAUUGGAAUUGGAAGUCGUCUGAUGGCAUUGCCAACCAAUCGUCCAGGACGGGCAAUUCAAUAUUUCAUCUUGGGAUAUGAAGCUUCGAAAACAUUUCGCAUUGGUCCGUUGGGUGAAGUAGUUUUGCAGAAACCGUUGGAUUAUGAAAAUCAAACGAAGCACAUCUUUCAAGUCGUUGGCUCGGAUGGCAUUUCAAAUGCAACGGCCGAAGUAGUCAUCGAGGUUUUGGAUGUGAACGAUUGGGAGCCACGGUUUCGUGAAACCACCUACGAUUUCUCCAUUCCAAAGUCAGUCGAUGUGACACGACCCUUUCCGCUCGGCAAAUUAGAGGCAGCCGAUGGUGAUCGAUUUGAUAAGAUAAACUUGGAUUUGAAGGGCUCUUACGCUGAUUACUUUCAAAUCGAUCCGGACGGUAUGCUUUGGUUGAAACCAAACGUCCCAAACAUUAGUGUCAUGCAUUUAAUGGUGACUGCAACGGACACAGGACUUCCGGCCAAAAGUAGCACGGUACCGAUAACAAUCACAAACGAUAGCAUUGAAUUGGCGCAAAGUAGUUGGGCACCGAGCAUUUUGGGCGCAUUUGGUGCGGUGUUCACUUUAUUUCUAUUGAUUAUCCUUGCAAUGUGCACGUACAUUUACAAGCAGAAAGAGCCGAAAAUUAUCGGCGGUCGAAAUCGUGUGCAUAGUCAAGACCAUAGUGCAACAUCGGCAUCGAAAUUGGUCGUUGGUAAUCACCAUGGUGACAACAUUCCGACGGUAAACGGAAGCAGUGACAUACAUGCAAUCAAAAAUCCAAAUCUACGUUUGGCCAACCCACUCACAUCCCUAUCAACGCUGAAUAACAAUAAUCAUUUGAAUGGGUCGGGCAGUAGUCUAAGUGCUGGCGCUUCAACCAUAUUGGCCGCCACAUUGGAGCGUGAAGCACAACGUGAUAGGGACAUGGAGAAUUAUACAGCCACUGUGCGGAGUAUAAUAUCGAGAGCGUCAGCCGCUCGCGGAGGUAAUUUAUAUGACGAUGAUCUUGAGCAUGAUUCAAUUUCAAAUUCCGAAACAAAUCGUCAUGCAUGGAAUCUGCCAGAGGACACACGCGCCAUGCACACACCGAACAAAUUGAGUUGGAGCAACGGUGGAUUGAAUCCAUUGCGAAAGACUGACAUUAUGGAAUCCAGUGAGAUAAUCGAUUCAACGGAAAAUGCCGUAUACUUUUAAGACGACCAGUUUUAUAUAUACAUAUCUUAACUAAGAAGUGACGUUAUCUUUUGUAAAUUGUGCAGUUAUAGCUUAUGACAUCUAGGUGUAGUAAUGAAUUUUUGUUAAGAUGGCUUGAUAAUUCUUUUUUUUAUUGAUACCAAAAAGUAAUCGAUAGUUAAACCGGAACCGGUCUCAUCAAUUUACUAAAAUAUAAACCAAACAAUUUUCGUUGUACGAUUUUCGAAUCGAUGCCUUCCUAAAAUCGUUUUUUUUUUAUUUCGGUGUUUUAGCUUGAACCGACGAAAAACUCCAACACAUAAUAGCAACACAAACUUUACAAUCCAUAAUAAUUCAUUCAAAAAAAUCACUUCAUUAUGAUUGUUAAUUAAGUUUUGAUAAUUAAUAAAGCGUUAAGAGAGAAA